This is a messenger RNA of Paramacrobiotus metropolitanus, 1531 nucleotides long. RefSeq lists its product as uncharacterized. Bases 1 to 1242 code for a protein of 413 amino acids. Lineage: Eukaryota; Metazoa; Tardigrada; Eutardigrada; Parachela; Macrobiotidae. The transcript is spliced from 3 exons. The record is from RefSeq and is a predicted model, not a curated record.
AUGCUCAUGAUGACCGUAUUAAUCGUUGCUGUUUUGUAUUUAACAGUGAGCGUUGAAUAUCGAUGUGGGGAAGCGUUCGUCGUCCCUUGUCCAACCGAAGCAACAGGUCAUGCCGGUACUUUUCGGUUCCGUGCUGUGUCCCAGAUACAAGCGCCCCAGUGCAAUGUGACACUGGAAUUAGACGGAAAUUGCACCAGCAGUAUACUUGGGAAUUUCGCUCUUUAUUUAAACAUAAGAGCAAUCGCUACGAGAUCCCAUCAAGUUUUGAAAAUUUACGAAUUGAUAGGAAAUAAGCAAUUUCUGGGCAAGCAGUUGACUGGACAGUCCAUUUUAACACCGCGCCCAUCCGUCGCGCAGUAUUUAACAAGCUACAAUAAACAACCACGCGUCAAUAUUGUGUACGACAAUUCCGCUGGUUCUCCGUGGCCAUCUGUCGGGUAUCAAAUUAUUUUUGACUACACCGUACUUCACGGAUCCAACCUUUCCGGGAGUACAUACUGUCGGGCAUUAAACGGCUGCAUUCAGACUGCAUGGUACUGCCCAAACAGCACCGAACCUAUAACUUGCCCUAACACUUAUGUGCCGUCAUUAACCGAGAACCCUACGGAUACCAUCCAGUGCGCGACAAAUUUCUCCACCGCGUUCAACCUUCGUUCAGGCGUUGCCUCCUCAGGCACCAUGUACCAGCCAUUCACGUUUCCACCGUACCGUCCCCCGCAUUUUAACCCUGACGGAAGUUCAUCAGUCACCGUUCACAUACCCCAGGGCUUGACGUUGCCACCGUUCCACAAUCCACCUGGCUGGGGCGAUACUCCGCCUGGUUGGGGUGCCACCCCGCCUGGUUGGAGGGACCCGAGGGAGGCUUCGGGACUAUCUGGCGGGGCCGCCGCUGGGAUUAUUGUCGCGGUGUUGGUCGUGGGUUUCUUGAUAUUGUUUACCUGUGUACGGAUUUGCAAUGGUGAAGAUGCCACUCGUCAGACUGCAACGCCGGUACCGGUAACUCUUGCCAUUGUCCGCCGGAGAAUCACAGCCGUGGUGGUACGUCGGGUGGUAGAGGACGAUGAAGGAGAUUCGCAGCCAAUUAUGACGGAUGAUGCAACAACUAGCGCAGCUAACGCAUUCGCUAAUGAUCCUUACGGCCAGUCGCUGCGAUGCUUCGCUCCCCAGACAUCGCAUCAUAUGGGUGCGCCACCGUCGUACGCGGAAGCUGUUCGCCCCAACUCCAUUCCGCACAUUGCGUAACGCGACACCGAACUGAAAACACGGAUAGAUCCUACGCAUAUAAUGUUUGUCGCUAAAAGGUUGAUUUCUGCUGCAUGUGCUGUUUUCAGCCGUAGUUAGCAAUAGAUGAGAAGCUGUUGAUUUUUGUUGUGAUGACAACGGGGCAGAUCCGAAAAAGUUACUGCCGAUCUGUUUUUCUACGCACGUCAAAAAUUUCUGGCAAACGUCAACCAUAAAUUUGGAAGUUGUCUGUCGUAUUCUUUUGCUAGCUUAUUUAUUGACUGAUUUCUCAGACUAUUAGAAAUGUAUG